UAUUUUUUUUGUUUACUCAUUACUGUUUUGUGUGAAUUUAAUUAGGCUGUAAGGUUUACUAAAAUGUGAUUUUCGGACUUCAUCGUGACUCAUGAGUUAAUACUAGCCCGGCUGCACGAUGGUGCUGUAUCUUCUUAGUCAGUGUGUGGCCGGCGGCCGUUAGCGCUCCUUCCCUCCGUCCUCCUCCGCCAUUCAUCUCUUCCGCCAUUUUGUCCCCACGUUUCUCAACCCCGGGUCUCACAUGUGAAACUCUGUUGUUGCCAUUUUCCUCCUCCGGACGAACGAAAAGGGCUCUAAUCAGUCCGUGUUAAAGAGUGUGAACAGACGCAAUCAUGGCAGAGGCGGACCGCCCUGGGAAGCUGUUCAUCGGUGGUCUGAACACCGAAACCAACGAGAAAGCCCUGGAGCAGUACUUCAGCAAGUAUGGCCGGAUAGUGGAAGUGCUGCUGAUGAAGGACCGCGAAACCAACAAGUCGAGGGGCUUCGCUUUCGUGACUUUUGAGAACCCGGCAGAUGCGAAGGACGCUGCGAGGGAGAUGAACGGAAAGGUGUCUCUUGAUGGUAAGCCCAUCAAAGUGGAACAAGCAACAAAGCCUCAGUUUGAGUCAGGACUGCGCCGUGGACCCCCAUCUCUACACCCACGCAGCCAUGGCAUACGCGGAGGUCGCGGUGGUCCAGGAGGAAUGAGAGGCCCGCCCACGAGAGAACCAUUUUUUAAAGGGAUGUCACCUCGAGGCCCACCACCUAUGAAGAGAGGUCCCCCGAUUCGCAAUGGAGGCCCCCCUCCCAAAAGACCAGCACCCUCUGGACCAAUUGGCAGGCCUCCCAUGUCCAGAGAAAGAGAUCCGUACGGACCUCCUCCCCCUCGCAGGGAUCCCAUGAUGUCCAGAAGGGAUGAUUAUCCGUCCCCCAGGGAUGACCACUAUAGCUCCAAGGACAGCUAUUCCAGUCGUGACUACAUGAGCUCCAGGGACUCUAGGGACUAUGGGCUACCACCACGGGAAUACCCUUAUCGCGACUACCCACACUCGAGCUCCCGGGAUGACUACGGCUCUAUGUCGCGGAGCUACAGUGACCGUGACAGUUACGGAGGAGGCCGUGAGCCCCGGGGAUACAUGGACCGCCCCAGUGCAGGCUCCUACAGGGAUCCUUAUGAUGGUUACGGUAACUCACGCAGCGCCCCACCCUCAAGGGGCCCCCCACCAUCCUACGGUGGGAGUGGCGGAAGCAGUCGCUAUGACGACUAUGGCAGCAGCUCCCGGGAUGGAUAUGGCAGUCGCGACAGUUACCCCAGCAGUCGGAGCGACCCGUACUCUAGCCGAGGCGAGCGAAUGGGCAGGCAGGAUCGGGGGCCCGCCCCCCAGGUUGAUAGAGGCUACCCUCCACGUGACAUGUAUGGCAGCUCAAGCCGUGGGGCACCUCGUGGUGGUGGACGGGGAGGAAGUCGGGUUGAUCGAGGAAUCGCCCGCAGCAGAUACUGAAGCAGAACUCAAAAAAAAAAAAAAGUUUAAAGUGUUGAAGAUCGAGGGAGCGCUCUGAAGUUGUGCUCAUUUAGUUCACUGAUGCAGAAAAGGACACCAAAAUCUGGGACACUGGCAUUUUAAAUUUGUAUAGAUGACAAAAAAACUGUAGUUGAGCUCUCCCCUUAAUCUUUUAUCUGUUGUUACAUUGACUUAUGUUCCCGUCUGCUUUCCAUGUGAUAGAACUGUUGCCAUUUUAGUGACGUGUUCAGUUUUUUUUUUUUUUUUUUUUUAUUGUUAGUGCUGUUAAAGCUGAAUUUCCCUGGAAUAACAUGCCUUUCAUUUACAAAUAAAAUUUUUAUCAAAAUCUA
Messenger RNA from Scleropages formosus (Asian bonytongue), 1831 nucleotides. RefSeq names its product RNA binding motif protein X-linked (gene rbmx). The record is from RefSeq and is a predicted model, not a curated record. Gene Ontology annotation, molecular function: RNA binding. Bases 333 to 1481 code for a protein of 382 amino acids. The transcript has 9 exons. NCBI's taxonomy places the organism in Eukaryota, Metazoa, Chordata, Actinopteri, Osteoglossiformes, Osteoglossidae.